AUGUCUAUAAUUGAAGAUGUAAAACAUGAUUACAAGUUCAAAGUUGUUUUGCUGGGCGAAGGAGCUGUUGGAAAAUCAUCGCUUGUUAUGCGAUAUGUAAAAAAUAAAUUCACAAGCAGACAUCUUUCAACUAUACAGGUAAGAAUUUGAAAAUUUGACCCACAAGUGUUCAUUUCUUCUCAAUAUAGAAAUAUUUUAGGCCAGUUUUCAAACUCAAAAAAUUCAAAUCGAUGACGAUGAAGUGGAAUUGAAUAUUUGGGAUACAGCAGGUCAGGAAAAAUAUCAUGCGUUGGGACCAAUUUAUUAUAGAGGAAGUAAUGGAGUUUUAUUGAUUUUUGAUGUAACAGAUCAACGGUCUUUUGAAAAGGUAUUUUAAAUCACAAACAAAGUUCAAUAAUUAAAACAAAAUUAAUUUCAGGUGAAAAUGUGGGUUCGAGAAUUGCGAGCAACUCUUGGAAAUUCGGCGGUUCUUAUGAUUGUUGGUAAUAAAAUCGAUAUGGAAAAUGAGCGAACUGUUUCGAGAGAAACUGCAGAAGAAUAUGCAAAAACUGAAAAUGCAUUUUAUUCUGAAACAUCGGCGAAAGAAAAUAUUGGAAUCUCAACGGCUUUUGAAACACUUACUGAAAGUGAGUUUUUAAAAUGGGAAUAGGAAAAUAUUCAUUUUGAAAAAAUGUUCAGAAAUGAUCGAACAUAAUAAAGAAAAUGCUCGAAAUGCUCCACCAAUCGCAAAUCGAUCUAUUCAACUCAUUGAUGAGAAUGAAAGAAAUUCUUCGAUACGCACGAAAAAAGCAAAAUGUUGUUGA
This is a messenger RNA of Caenorhabditis angaria, 803 nucleotides long. The record is from the annotation of a GenBank genome assembly. Lineage: Eukaryota; Metazoa; Nematoda; Chromadorea; Rhabditida; Rhabditidae.